This is a messenger RNA of Meleagris gallopavo (turkey), 4490 nucleotides long. Lineage: Eukaryota; Metazoa; Chordata; Aves; Galliformes; Phasianidae. The record is from RefSeq and is a predicted model, not a curated record.
AUGAAUGAGAAGAUAAGUUUUAAACAGUUGUAUGUUUUUACAGUUGCAGAAGAAGAGUAUAUAGCGGGGCAGCUUUCAAUAUUGCAAGAAAAAAUAGAUCAUCUUGAACGCCUUUUGGCAGAAAAUAAUGAGAUUAUUUCAAACAUACGAGAUUCUGUGAUCAAUCUGAGUGAAUCAGUAAAAGAUGGUCAAAAGAAUCCAGUGGCUAUAAACUUCAGUCAAGGAUCCCAGUCGGAGCUCUUUCCUUCCACUCCCACUCUGCUUUCAGUUGAUUCUGAGGAUUGCUUGUUUGCUACAAAGAGUGGAAGUCAUAGUUCAGAUGUGCAGAUGUUGGAUGUCUAUGACAUUCUUCCUUUUGAUAAUCCAGAUGGUGGAGUUUGGAAACAAGGAUUUGAUAUUACCUACAAUGAAAAUGAAUGGGACAAUGAACCUCUUCAAGUUUUUGUUGUGCCUCACUCACAUAAUGACCCAGAAUUUAUAGUAAAGGUUUGCUCUAUUUAUUUAAUUCCAGAUUUGGGAUCCAGUACAGAUAUCCUUUGCCAUAUGAUGCCUUUCUAUAGCUAUGAUAUUCCUCAUACUUGUGGUCCAGAUCCAAAAAUCUGCUGCCAGUUUGAUUUCAAACGUCUUCCUGGAGGAAGAGUUAGCUGUCCAUGGAGAGUUCCACCUGAAGCCAUUCACUCUGGAAACAUUCAACACAGGUACAAUUUUUUCCCUUAUAUUUUUACAGAUCCACCUACUGUAAGAGUUGCUCGAGGAAGAAUUUUCUCAGAAGUUGUAUGUUUUUUCCACCAUGUGACACAUACCAUGCGACUCUAUAAUGUCCAGGGUUUGGAAGGCCAGUCUCUUGAGGUUUCCAAUAUUGUGGAUAUCAGAGGAGAAUAUAAUCGUGAGCUUGCAAUGAGAAUUUCAUCUGACAUAAACAGUCAAAAUAGAUUCUAUACUGAUCUUAAUGGAUAUCAGAUCCAGCCCAGACUGACGAUGAGCAAAUUGCCUCUUCAAGCAAAUAUCUAUCCUAUGACUACAAUGACUUAUAUCCAGGAUUCUGGUUUUCGUUUGACACUUCAUUCAGCUCAGUCUCUAGGCGUUGCAAGCUUGAAAAAUGGCCAAUUGGAAGUAAUCAUGGAUCGUCGACUUAUGCAGGAUGACAACCGUGGCCUUGGACAGGGUGUCCAAGAUAACAAGAUUACAGCUAAUGUCUUCCGACUUUUGCUAGAAAGAAGGCAUGGAACAGAUGUGAAUGAAGAAAAGGCAUCUGUCAGUUUUCCCUCACUUCUUAGCCACAUGACGUCAUCUUUCUUAAAUCAUCCUGUAAUUCCAAUGACAACAAAUGCAGAUUCAGGUGUCCCAGAGAUGCUGAAUACUUUUUCUCCACUCAUGUCAUCUAUGCCUUGUGAUAUGAAUAUAGUUAAUCUGAGGACAAUCCAAUCAAAGGUAAGAUCAAGCAGCUUUUUAAUCAACAGUUUUAUUAAUAUAGUCCAAUCAAGUGCUUUACAUUUUGGAGAUAAAAUUGAAGUAAAGGUUAAGGUACGUAAUGUAUUUUAUAAUUUAUUUAUUUAUUUUCUGCAGGUAAAGGUGCAUAAACUCUUCAACAAAUUCCAUGUGGAAAGUCUUACGCCUGCAUCUUUAUCUUUGAUGCAUUCACCUCCAGAUGCCAGAAAUAUAAGUGAAAUAAAUAUGAGUUCCAUGGAGAUAAAUACAUUCCGGAUUCGACUAAGAUGAAGUCUGGAUGUAAUACUCAGAUAGAGAAGAGGAAUCUGCAAUUAUCUCCUCAAAAUUUUACGUGCAAUAAGAAGCACAUUAUUACUAUUCCAGCUUCUGGAUACUGUGAGAAAAACAUGCAUUGUCUAAUUUUUAUUUUUUUCUUACCAACACAGUGAAAAGCCAUGUUGCAAGCAACUUUAUUUUUUUCAUAAAAUGCCAACAUCAGUAUAAGUUAACACAUUAGUGCAACAAGUGAAGAAAUUUAUAAGGAUGUUAACCUCUCAACAGAUUAAAUCUCAGGUUAAAUGCUAAUUAUGUUUCUGGUGUUUUAAUUUUCCUAAGAAGGGGAUUGGGUUUUAAACAGCUUUCUUUGCAGAUUGCCGAUAAAUUUAUGUAUAAAUAGUUCAGUGUAGAAAGCCCUGAUUCAAUUUUGAAACAAAACACAAUAAAAUGUACUUGUUACUAGCUGAUUUCCAAAAACAUGCAAUCAUUUAAAUGAAUGACAAUAAUGUCAAAUUAUUCCACAAUUAAUUUCAAUUUAUUCAACAAAAAGGGGAUCUUUAAUUGUGGUAAAAUGAAAGCCUGUAGUACUUGUGACAAGUGGUGGUAGAUUUUAAUACAUCUGCCAUUCACCUGAAUUAUGUAAAUAGGAAAACAUGAACCUACAAAAUAAUUUUGCAGUGGAAACAUUUAAUAAAACUCCCUUUUUGUUACUUGACACACUGGGAUAUGUGCAAUUAUUCCAUUAUGCGUGAUGAGAAAUGUCCAUGCUUAUCAUGAUUACAAGAUUUUUUAUAAAACUCAUUUAGAUAUCAAUGUUCUCUGAAGUGAGUUUUCUAUUUCAAGAUUACCAUAUCAAGAUAAAUGUGCCUUAUUUUUUGAUAUGUCUUGUUAAAAUUUUGGUGUCUAUGUUAAUGUUUUUUGGGGAAAGGUAGUUUAUAUAAUACUUAAGCUGUGUAUCUCCUGUUUGACAAUGCUGGCCACACUCUGAUCUAUGUCCUCCUGCACCAAGUUUGUACUAUCUCAUUCUGAGCAACUAUUUGAAUGUAUUAAUAUGAUGUCAUAAUAUGAAACAGACAAAAAUUACUGUAAAAUCUAAAUUCAGCUGCUUUCAAGGAAAUUGCAAUUCGGCGCAGAAAGUUGAUAAUAAGCAAGACAUAGUUUGCAAACCCAUCAAAACGUGUGCUUGCCUGUCACAGACUCUGUGACCUGUGCAUUCAGAAUCAUGUGCCUAUAUUUUAAGCAUAAUUUCUCAAACUUGUAACCUCAGUUACAUUACCAGUGUUCGCAUGUUCACAUUACUGAAGAAUGAAGUCUUACUUUUAGCUUUAUUUCCACAUAUUAACUAAUUCAUAUUUAGUGCUGAAGCCAUUCAAGUGUGAAAAAUACUCCCUAAGUAGAGAUACUGUUUACAGUUAACACACAUAAAGAUACACUUGAGUGUUAUCCCAUUUACUAGUCUUCAUAUAUCUUCUUACCUUUUCCAUCUCUUGUUUAUGCCUUUCAAACUUCAUUGCUUAUCUUCAAUACUAUUGCAUGAAAAGUCAUUGUAACUGGUAAAAAGGUGUGCUAUUUUCUAACUCUAAUAAUACCUACCGUAUUUAAUACCAUCGUUAUUGAUCCGUGAUUUAUUAGAUGAUAUCUUGUAGCUGCAGGCUAUCUUAAAAUGAAUGUGAAGCUCUAAUUUUGUGCAUUGUCAUGGGUUGGGUCUCCAUCAGGAUUGCGUAGAUUUGCCCUAUUUGAUUCAAUCUACUGUAUACUCUGUAGUUAGUGGAAAACUUAGCAGGAUGUGGUGCAAGUUAUGUAAAAAAAUAUAAGAAAAACUAACCACAAAUGAAAGAAUCAGAGAGAUCCAAGAAAUUGAUGUUUUCAUGCAAUAAACAUGUACUGUAAGUUUUUCUGAGCUAUAGUAAUUGAAAAUACUUCUGUUGUUGUUGGAAGUCAAAGCUCGGUAGACUCGGCAGCAGAAGGUUCUCAUAAUGUUUAUUUUAUUGCAUUGUUAGAAUUAAAAUGCUUCAGAGACUUCUGUUUGUUCUGUGCAAGAGAGCUUUCAAAAUAUUUCAAGUUUUGUGAAGCAGAAGGGUAAAAUUUUGAUGCAAUAAUGUUUUGAAGUAUUUUACCAUUGGAAUUGCUUCCAAAAGAUCAAAUAGCUUUGUACCUUUCAUCGUCAGCUGUACAAUCAUGAUGCCUGUGUCUUUCUUAACCAGGAGAUUUAGUCAUUGUUCUCUUAUUUUGCAUUGCUUUUUGUGUAGCAACAGAACAGCCUUCAAUCUGGAAUUGAGACAUUCCUGAAAUCUGUAACUAAGUCAAAACUCUGAAGUCUGAAAAUAAAUUUUACGUUAAUUGAUUCAGAAUGUGACUAUUGAUUUUUUUUUUCCAGCAGUUCACAGUAUCGCCUUAUACUAAGUUUUUUGCUAUGAGAUUCCAGUGAAGUUUUUUUCCCUGUGUAUUCACCUUUCAACUUGAUUAUAUUCUUUUCUAUUUUGUAGCUGCUGGUUGUAAAACUACUGGUUAAGAAAACCAAACAUCCUUCCUUUCAUCCAGGAUGGUUUUAAAGACAAUGCUGAAUGAAAAAAUAAAAAGAUUUGAAUCUUGUAAUUAUUUUCCAUACUAGUAAUACCUGUACUGAUUUUUUUAUGUUCCUCUUAAAUGUCUUUGUUUUUACUUACUCAUGUUGUCUGAAACAAACUGAUUUAAAUUGAAGGUUUUUGAUAUUUUGUCUUCGAAGGUUUUAUAUCUUAUGGGGAUAUGUAAAAUAAGAUCUCUAAUAAAAGAUAAUGUUAUUGUGA